Molecule: messenger RNA, 5044 nt
Organism: Lucilia sericata (common green bottle fly)
Lineage: Eukaryota; Metazoa; Arthropoda; Insecta; Diptera; Calliphoridae
Gene: knockout
Product: dentin sialophosphoprotein
Exons: 8
Coding region: 856-4002 (1048 amino acids)
Biological process (GO): positive regulation of transcription by RNA polymerase II
Cellular component (GO): cytoplasm; nucleus
Molecular function (GO): RNA polymerase II transcription regulatory region sequence-specific DNA binding; DNA-binding transcription activator activity, RNA polymerase II-specific
Source: RefSeq, a predicted model, not a curated record
UGUUACGUUGCAUUUUUAUAAGGUCUUUCCCUAACGUGUUGGUUUAAUGAUAUUCGUUACGGGACUUUAUUAGGGAAAUAUGAAAUGCAUCACCACACGUUAGCGUUGGAGUUAUUUGUCAACAGCCGAAAAUAAGAAAAACAAACAACAAGCUACAACUUCAUUUAAAAAAACACUUAACUAAACAGAGCUUGGGAAAGAAAUACUACCAACAAAAUGUAUACAAAAACUGAUGAAAGAGUGUCUGGAGUUGGGAGUUUUUGUUUAAACACUAACACUCGUUUUCGUAUUCGUAUUCGUACUCGCACUCUUACUCAUUCCACAUCUUGCUGAUAACUGAAUUAUUGGCAACAGCGAUCACUGCGACAGCAGCAGCAACAACAUCACGGCAAACGACGACAACAACUACGACGACGACUUGGCUAAAAGGAAACAAAAACUGGCUUCGUUAGUUGAUUGUCAUCCGCCGUCGCGAGUUGUUUGCAAAACGUCAAACCCAUAAUUUUCGUAUGAGAUGUCAAGGUGAUGCGCGUGUGCAAGUACGCGAUAAUGUUCAUAAAGAAACAGAACAACAGAAGUUUGACAAGUAUUUUUUCGACAUAACCCCGGAAGAAUGAUGAAUUAUUUUUAUACUUGUGUUUAAAGUUCAACUAUUGUCAAAAGAACAGAACACAACACUCACGCUCUGUUCUAACACCAGAGUUUACAAAAGUGUGUUAAAUAUUGUGUAAACGAAAAAAAAAGAUCAAUUACCCUAGUGCAAUAGUGUUCUUAAUUAUUUAGAAAAAGCCCUUAACCCAAUAAAAAUAUUGAUUAAAAUCCAAAAAAAUAUCUAAAACGAAUAAAUAAAAAAAGAUGGGUACAAAAUCACCGGGUGGACCUCAACGUUGUCGUUUAAUACUUAAACAAUGUAUUGCGGUGCAAUUAUCGAAACCAGGUCAUACACUUGAUGAUUUUUGGAUGUACGAUUCUGGCUACAUGGUUUUUCAGAAUUUCUUGUCUGCAAAUGCACAAUGUUGGUGGAAUGCACCUUUAACGGCGGCUACACGAGCACUCAAAUACGCUGGUCAUGUAGCGCCAGGAAUGCUAUUAGUCAGUGGAGAACCAUGUGCCUUGGAGGUAGUAAGAGGUGCAUAUGCCAGAAGUGUUCUAAAGCCGCCAGCGACUUAUGUCAUCAGUUCAGUUGGUGACAUUGACGAUUGCAUUGUGACACCAAUUAUGCAAGGCCAGUUUACUCCAUUACCUGAAGCUCUUUGUGAUGUUAUUAUGGAUCUGACGGCUGAAGGUCAUUCGGCAACUAUUGAAAAUAUUCGUACAAGAAUUGAAGUGCGCUUUCCACAUAUGACUCCACCCUCAAUUGAAGUGAUUUAUGAUUCUUUGGCACAACUAAUGCAGGAACAAAAAAUCUAUCAAACAGCAAAAGGUUACUUCAUUUUAACACCAGAGCGCCGACGCAGCCGUUCACGACCUCGUAGUCAUCAUAAUGGUUUUAUGGAUUUAGAUGAAUCAACUGAUAGUGUUCCCCAGGAACCGCGCACCAUGUUGAUGACUAAUGCCGAAGCUUUGCACUCGUUAUAUGGUGAAAUUUCAACAGAACGUGAUGGUGAUUUGACGCAUCAGUGCAUUCAAACUAAUUUAGCAGAUGUGAUAUGCGGUGGCAAUUCAAAUGACAAAAUUCUUUAUCCUCGAACAUCGAAACGAAGAAGUUCUUCUUUCCCCACACCACGCAGUCUAGAGAGAAGACACAGUUUACGGCUCUUUGGUUCAUCGAAACGUUUACAGAGAUGUGCCUCUACAAGAAGUCUAUCAAAAACAUAUGCACAAACUUUAAAUACAGAUAGUAGCAGUUCGGAAUACCAAAGCACAGAUUCUUCAUCACCAAAAAAAGGAUCUUUGCUAUCACGACUAUUUCGUCGAAGUGGGCGAAAUAAGGCGCGACAACUUGAAACUUAUUCCGGCCAAUUUCCUCCAGCUGAGUGGUUUAACUCUAAAGCUGUACACUUACAUAGUGUGGGCACACAGACACAAGAUCAUGAUAUGCCAACAAUACACACACUAUCGAAUUCGACAUUCUACGAUGGUUCCGAAUUGAGUCAACGCUCAUUAACGCUGCCUCGACGACAUCGACGUAAUUUAUCCAGUGAAUCGACAUUUUUAAUAUCGUCUCGCGAUUGCUCGCCAAUACGAAGACGGUCACCCGCUUAUUGUAGUAGUUCUUUGCCCAGAUCAACGCAAUCAAUACCAGCAACGGCGAAUGGCAACAGUAGUACCGUAGCAGGCACAAAAGGCAAUCAAUCGGCGGCCACAUUAUCGGCACGCACCAGUACACCCUACAAAAGUUCACAAAAGUCUAUACAAAGUGGAUCGGUGGCUCGACAUAUGUUGGAGCACUCACCUUCACGAAGCGCCAACUCUUCACAAAAGUCAACGAACUCCGGGAGCAGAAGUCAGGAAACUAGAAAUGACUAUCGCAUGUGGCAGAGUGGUCCUUCUAGUUUGGAGUCGGGCAAAACUUCUCUAUAUCCUUCAGGUCCUUCGAGUAUUGACAGUGGUAAAGUAUCAUACAACAGAACAAGCGGUCAUUCUAGUCUUGAAUCUCAACGUUCGACAAGCUCAACGGUAAUACAACCCAGAUCUAUAAUCAUGCUUAAUGGCUCGCCUAGAGGGACACCUAGACAUCAAAUACUAAGAGCUAGAAAUGCAGAGCAAGUUAUGCGAAAUCAGUCUUCCACUACUACCAGCACCUCCUUCCCCAUAAAUGAAACUAGGUCCACAAAUAGUAGAGAUACUUCUAAUUCUGAGAAAGCGGAAAAUGCUGCAGCAAUUACCAACUCGACUUCAAAUAACUCCAUAACACUUAAAUUAACCACCUCCAACGAUGGUCAGCAUAAUCUUCCCAAUACAAAAAUUGUGGUACAAAACACUCCAGCCCAUAGUGUUAUCACUUUCGAAAAUAGCAAAUUAACAGAAAAUUCAAAUGUUUUUAUCAUUAACAAUGAAACCACAACCAACGAAAGAGGAGAAAUUAUUAGAAAAACCUUGUCCAAACAACACAUGCCAGCAAUGCAGCAACCGGCAACUGAUAGACCAGAGAAAAGCAACCAUCAGUCAACAGAAACUGUUAGCGAAAAGAAAUCAUCGGAAAAUGGCUCCUGUCGAGAGUCCGAUGCAGAUACGCUGUCAUGUAUGAGCACGUUAUCAGCCGACAAGUCUAAUGAUACCAACAACGAAUUGCCAAAGUUUUCCAAAAAUAUUUUUAAUGAUAAUACGACAACCAUGAACAACAGUCGUAAUAUGGGUUUACCACUACUACCCACAAAUACUGGUCAUUUAAUUUAUAAAAACAAUGUGCUCAAGAACUCCGACUCACCCGUCCAGUCACCAAGCGAAGAGAAAAGUCUUUCAGUGGUAGAAUUAUCAAAGCCUAAAGCAGAUAUUACAGGUUCAGUGGGCAAUUUAAGAUUUUAUGAAAAAAACUCCAAGGACUCGUUGGCUAAAGCCAUCAAUUCCAAUUGUGAGUUAAACAACUUGCGCUACGAAUCUUCCACGCUUUUGGCAAAAAAUGAUAACCUCAAUUCCAAUACAUCAUUAAGUGGUGGCAGUUUGGUGCAGAUACUACAAAAGAACAGCAUUUCCCUUGGUAGUGAACCCAAUUUGGCACAAAAAGAUACCAAUUGCGCUACAACGACAGACAAAUCAAUACGAAAGGAUACCCUCGAUCGUCGUCUAAGUCUUUCUAAAGAUCACUCCUCCGAAGCCGAGGAUCUAUUCAACUUUCCCAGCCUAACGGAUUUGUCUUUUAAUUUCACCUCAUUAGCAGCACAAAAAAUAUUACAGGGUGUUAGCUUAAAUAGCAUAGAUACAUUGGUGGAAUUAAAUAUGGCUGCAGCAGCUGCAGCGGCUGCUGCUGCCGCGGCUGCCAAUAACACGAAUGCGUCAGCAAUGGAAAAACCACAAAAUAAUCAACCCACAUCUGUAUGUACAGAUUUCGGUCUAGUUUAGCUUUAAACAUACAACAAUGUAGUGAGUGAGUGUGGCACACAACAGCAAGAAUUAAUGAGAUCAUAUUCAAUAGAAAUAAUUAAAUACAUUAGAUUUUAGUCAAUGACCAAUGUGAGUAAAACAAGUAGAAAUACAAACAUACAUAGAACAUUUACAUAUACACCAUACUUUUGGCACAUUUGCGUAAACUGUUAGAUAUAUAAAAUUAUUCCCCAAAACACAAUAUCCACAAUAUUUAUCUAAACUAAGAAGUAAAUUUAACGUGUUACCAAACAUAGAAAUCCCAAAAAAAAGUAUUGGAAAACUGGGAUCUUAAGACAAUAACAUACGUAUUAAACAUGUAAAUAUUUUAAUGCAAAAAGUUAUACCAAUCAGCAUUUAGUAAUCUAUAACAAAUUAAAUAAUAACUUUAUCCAAAAUGUUAACAAAAAUAACAGAAUCCUCAUACCGUUAAAAUCCCUUGUUAAGACAAUUUCAGUAUAUUAGAGGAUUAUUUGGCCAGUAAACUUUUUUUGUUCUAAAAGGAUCAGUUAAAAUUUGAAUAAUAAACUAUUAGUGCCAAAAUAUACAUACACAAUAUAUUAAAUAACGAAUAAAUUAGUAUAAUAUGAUUGCAAUAGCUUCACUUUUUAGUCAAUAUUUAUAAAUAAUCAGGCUUCUCGCUCAGAUAUAUCUUAUUUGAGGUAUUUGAGGAAAUAUGCAGGAGGAAAUUUAUAAUGUGGAUACAUUUGACUCAGGAUUCAACUUGAAAAUUCAAAAUUAAACUUGCAUUUAUUUGUUUAAACUUAAUAUAUGCACCUUAAAACCAUAAGUGAAAUAAAUUUUUUCGAAAGAAAACUUUAAUGCCAGUUGUAGAAAUAAAAUCAAUAUUAAAUAGAAUAUCCCAUAUACACACAUAUAUCCCCUAUAGAUUUUAUAUAAAAUUUUGUAUAUAAUUAAAUUACUUAUGUAUAGUAUAUAUAACACAAAUAAUUUAAGUAGUAUUACGCGACAUGUAAUGAACAAUAAUAAAAUAAUGAAAAAAUAUAUAAACAUAAUUCAA